Molecule: messenger RNA, 792 nt
Organism: Monodelphis domestica (gray short-tailed opossum)
Lineage: Eukaryota; Metazoa; Chordata; Mammalia; Didelphimorphia; Didelphidae
Gene: ICOS
Product: inducible T cell costimulator
Biological process (GO): cell-cell adhesion; T cell costimulation; T cell tolerance induction
Source: RefSeq, a predicted model, not a curated record
ACUCAGAAAAAAAUACACAAGUGCUACUGAGUUUGUUUCUUUAUUUUUCCUCCACCAGAAAACUUCAAUGAUUCUGCUCAGCUAAUGGUAAUUGAAUUCUAUAAUGGAGGCUUAAAACUGAGCUGCCACUAUCCAGAAGCUGCCCGGGAUUUUAAAAUGCAGUUGCUGAAAGGAACUGGAAAACAAAAAGUCUGUGAACUCAAAAAGGAAAAUCAAGAUGUUCAAAUGACCAAGGAGUUGGUAUCUUGUCAGCCAAAGCUUUCCAAUACAAGUGUAAUUUUCUUCUUGACUGACUUGGACAGCACCCACACUGGUCAUUACUUCUGUAGUCUACAUGUCACUUAUCCUCCUCCUUUCUUGAACAGUACUCCAAAUGGAGCUUAUUUACAUAUCUAUGAAUCAAAGUCUUGCUUCCAUAUGUCCUUAUGGUUAUCUCUUGGAGUUGCAUUUUCCCUCUGUUUUAUUGGAAUAUUAAUUGGCGUAUUUUCUAACUGUAUAAGAAAAAAGAUAAGUCAAAGCCGAUCUAGUUUACAUGAAACUAAUAGUGAAUACAUGCCUAUGGCAGCAGUGAAUGCAGCUAAAAACCCUGGAUUCAAAGGUGGGUCUCAAUUUGGUGCUUUUUUCAAUGAUGGAAGCUUUAGGACUUAAAUAUCUAUGUUUUUUUUUAAGGGUAAAGGUACUUUUCUUUUUGGAUUGAUCUUAAUAGGUGUGAAAAAAAAGCAAGAAUUUCCAUGUUGAGUGCAGUUUUUUCUCACUGUAGUAUAUUGAGAAAAAACACAUUUGAGAAAUAAU